Messenger RNA from Rana temporaria (common frog), 2659 nucleotides. RefSeq names its product interferon regulatory factor 5 (gene IRF5). NCBI's taxonomy places the organism in Eukaryota, Metazoa, Chordata, Amphibia, Anura, Ranidae. The transcript has 9 exons. The coding region runs from base 403 to 1902 and encodes 499 amino acids. Gene Ontology annotation, biological process: immune system process; regulation of transcription by RNA polymerase II. Gene Ontology annotation, cellular component: nucleus. Gene Ontology annotation, molecular function: RNA polymerase II cis-regulatory region sequence-specific DNA binding; protein binding; DNA-binding transcription factor activity, RNA polymerase II-specific. The record is from RefSeq and is a predicted model, not a curated record.
AGGGAGGAUCCAUGUCACCUGAAUCUCUGUCCUGCCCUCUCCCUCCUCUCACCCUGACAAGAAGAAUUUCUAACCAGGAAGUUCACCGCCCUCCUCCCCUUCUGCUUUCAUAGGCAGCUUCUGCUUUUUGUAUUUUGUGUUUUCAGUCAUCGUCUUGGAAGUGCUGUCCUUCCUUCCUUCCAGGGAGCUGGCUGGAAGAAUGACUUCCCAGGAAAGCGUUUCUUUCUCAGCUUAGGAACGCCAAGACGCACCUGGAGAGCAGAUCUUACGCAACAAAGAACUUUACACCUUGCUGGGCCACCUGACAAGUACAGUAAGUACUACAGACUCGUUAAGAUGGUGAGGUUGGUAUGUAUUGCUGCUGUCAAGGUUUUCUAACUAUCCACAAUUUUGCACGUGGAGAUGAAUUCGCACCCACGACGCAUCCGUCUUAAGCCAUGGCUGGUAGCACAGGUGGACAGUGGGAACUAUCCAGGCCUACACUGGGAAGAUCGGGACCACAAGCUAUUCCGCAUUCCAUGGCGUCAUGCAACACGUCACAUACCAAUGCAAGACGAUGAGAACACCAUAUUUAAGGCCUGGGCAAAGGAAACGGGCAAAUACAAUGAGGGGGUGGAUGAACCUGACCCUGCAAAGUGGAAGGCAAAUUUGCGCUGUGCUCUGAACAAGAGUCGAGAGUUUAAAUUGUUGUAUGAUGGCACUAAGGAAACCCCCAUGCAGCCUUUCAAGAUCUACCAGCUAUGUGACCUUUCUGGGCAGAAUGAAGAUUCUUUACAUUUGGAAGCCUUGCCUGAUGAACCUAUAAGCGAUGAUGAGAAAGAAAUCAACCACAUGUUUCCAAUGCUUGACAUUCAAGAUCCACUUCCUCCUUAUACCUGGCCCAAGUCUGAACCUGUUUUUAGUUCAUGUCCAAAUCUUAUACAGCCCAACCUUGCAAUAGCUGAUUCUGUGCCCUCGGCAUCUCCUGUAACCUACCCUGGUGUGGAGCUGUCACCCCAACCUGUAGUAAUGACCCAUCCAGAGCUGGUUGCCCCAACAGGUCUGGAGACCACGCAGAAUGCAGAGCUUCCUAUACCAGGAGUAAUGCCUACACCUGUUGAGCAGGGGAUUCCAGGCUUACUUAUUAGUCCACAGAUGCUGCCAUUGACUGACCUGGAAAUGAAGUUUCUAUAUAGAGGGAAGCAAGUUGGAAUGUUGACUGUUAGUAACCCUCAUGGCUGCCGACUUUUCUAUAGUAAUCUUGCGCCAACCCCAGAGCAAGUGGAGCUGUUUGGCCCAACUUCACUGGAACAAGUUCGAUUUCCUGGAACAGAUGAGAUUAGUAAUGAGAAACAGAAGUUCUACACUAACCAUCUUCUGGAUGUAAUGGACCGGGGUCUGAUCCUGUGCCUACAAGGGCAGGAUAUAUACGCCAUUCGCUUGUGUCAGUGCAAAGUUUUCUGGUCUGGGCCAUGUGCCCCUAAUGUAGGUGGACCCAACCCUAUAGAAAGGGAGAAGAGAAUCAAACUAUUCAGCCUUGAGACUUUCUUGAAUGAGCUCAUUGCUUGCCAGAAAGGUCAAACAAAUGUAUUGCCUCCAUAUGAGAUAUUCUUCUGUUUUGGUGAAGAAUGGCCGGACCAAAAACCAAGGGAGAAAAAACUCAUCACCGUACAGGUUAUUCCUGUGGCUGCCCGCUUGCUUUCUGAAAUAUUCUCAGGGGAGCUGUCGUGGUCUGCAGAUAGUAUAAAACUCCAGAUAUCACAUCCAGAUCUAAAGGACAAAAUGGUGGAACAAUUCAAAGAACUUCAUCAACUGUGGCAGAGCCAGCAGACCCAAGUGCUUGCUCCACAAGGUGCAGGAACAAAUCCAGGGGUAGAUGUGGCAUCCGGUCCCUGGCCCAUGCACACUGAAAGCAUGCAAUAAGCUCUGUAUGAUCACCUGUGUUACUUCAUGUGACUUGAAAAUUGCAAACCGGUUCAUUCUCAUUUGGACUUUGGGUUGGCUAGUUAAGGUGUCUUCCCACUGCCUCACCUUGGUUUGUAUAAAGAACACUCAGUGAAUCUAAUCGUCAGGAUGUAUUAAGAAUAAACUGUUGAAGCUUGAGAACAGACCUGGAAAAAAGAAAUCUGGUAAUAUAUCCUUAGCUUAAAAUUUUUCACUGAUUACAGGCUAUUCUCUUUCAGACAUUUAAUGGCAUGUAAUACAGCUCAUUCCUGGUCUGGUUUCUGCAGUCCUCUAAUGCCAUGUCGUACCUCGCUGUAAACUGCCUCUCUGCAAAAACCGCUUCUUUGUAGUUUGUUAAAUAAAAUCGCUGUGAGCAAUGAUGUGUAAAAAAAACAAUCAGAAAUGUAAGAUAAUUAAGAAAAAAAAUAUACAAAUAUAUAUAUGUAUAUACAAACACAAACACAACAGUCUAGAAAAAGUAUGCCACAGGAAAACAUAUCCACAUUUUCUUGGGUGCAAUGUUUAGUAGAAAGAUAAUAAUCCACUUCAAUUUUUGGCCUAUUACUGUAUAUGACUAAAGGUUUGCCAACAGUCCAAUGUUUCUAUGUAUAUUUGUUGUGUAAACCAAAGACAGUGACUGAAAAGUAAUAUUGAUUCAGGUAAAGCCUUUAAAAGCUGAACCCUGAGAUCAGAAAAUAUUGUCUAAAUACAAAAAGUAUGUGUAUUUUUACUCGAA